Messenger RNA from Neoarius graeffei (lesser salmon catfish), 1933 nucleotides. It is a transcript of the gene usp21, whose product is annotated as ubiquitin specific peptidase 21. The transcript is spliced from 12 exons. Gene Ontology annotation, molecular function: cysteine-type deubiquitinase activity. The coding region runs from base 1 to 1203 and encodes 400 amino acids. Gene Ontology annotation, biological process: protein deubiquitination. Gene Ontology annotation, cellular component: cytoplasm. NCBI's taxonomy places the organism in Eukaryota, Metazoa, Chordata, Actinopteri, Siluriformes, Ariidae. The record is from RefSeq and is a predicted model, not a curated record.
AUGCUGAGAGCUCAGAUGGAUACCUCAUGCCAGGCCUUGUGUCGCUCACUGGUGAGCCAAAAUGAAAACAUCGACAUCUCACAGUCGGUGCUCUACACCUCUCUCAUGGGCUUGUUGCUGGUGGCUGACAAAGAGAGAGAGCUAACACUGGGCAGUGGACAAGUUGGACUGCAUAACGCCGGGAACACAUGUUUCCUGAACGCCAUUGUGCAGUGCCUCUCUCACACUCAGGGUCUUAGAGACUACUGUCUGACUAAAACCUACCUGCAGGCCAUGUGCUCCAGUCAAGAGCCUGAGCUGAUGAAUGAAUUCACCAAAGUUUUGGAAGGGCUGUGGUGCACAGAUGAAGGGAAAAGGACAGUAAAUCCUGAACAAUUCUACCAUGUCUUUAAAGAGGCUAUGCCUUACUUCAGUGGAUACAGUCAGCAGGAUGCUCAGGAGUUCUUGCGAUUCCUUUUGGACCGAUUACAUACAGAAAUCAACCGCCGACCCUCACGUCACCCUGCCACCUUGACCACCUCGACCACUCCUGAGCCCAGGUACACAAAGAAAAGUAUUUCGGAAGAAGCAGCUGUUAUGUGGAAGAGACAUGUGGACAAGGAUGACAGUAUAAUUGUAGAUUUGUUCUCAGGACAGCUGCGCAGCUCGUUACACUGCUCUGUCUGCUCACAUUACUCCAACACCUUCGAUUUGUUUUGUGAUCUGUCCCUGCCUAUCCCAAAGACAUGCGACUCCAGAGCAGGUGUGACCCUCCGAGAAUGUUUGGAUCUGUUCUCACAUGAGGAAAAACUCAGCAAAGAAAAUUCACCUAUCUGUGAGAAGUGCAAUCGUCACACAGAGAGCACAAAAAGUCUAACCAUCCAGAGAUUCCCUAAAAUCCUGGUGAUACACUUGAAGCGCUUUACAGCAUCAAGGUAUUCAAUCCGGAAAAGCACAGUACCGGUGUCAUUCCCUCUUACUGAUCUUGAUUUGGGACCAUUUGGACCAACGGACUGUGGCUCAGUGCUGUAUGACUUAUAUGCUCUAUGUGACCACACUGGCACUGUGAACAUGGGUCACUACACAGCUCUCUGCAAGGAAGAGAGAGGCUGGUGUUGCUAUAAUGACUCGUGUGUUACCCAAAUAUCUGAGGACCAACUUCAGUCCAGCCAGGCGUAUCUUCUCUUCUACAAAAUUAAAAACAGCACGGCCUCCAGGAAAUGAAUCUGUUUGAACAGACUCUAGUGGGCAAUUCCACUCCAAAAGGAAAAGUUUAUGUGGCAUUUCACAGACCAUUCAGCAGAAACCUGAUCGAGGAAGCAUGGAUUCGGUGAAGCUUACACAUUGCCGUCUGAUCGAGCUGUCAGCAAAACUGUUGGUUUUAUUCAAAAUACUUAGACUAUGUUUUGAUUAUGUAUAAGCAGGUUUGUUUAAACAUUUUCUACUAGGCCACAGAAUUUUUAAUGAAAAAUAAAAACCCUGCUUCAUCACAGAAAAUGUAUACAGGCAAUGAAUCCAUAAAACUGUAUCUCUCUAUUUGGCUUUGGUUAUACUGUAUCUUAAUCAAUAAGACUGUAGACACUUUUAAUACAUUACAAAUCUCCUGCUGUAUAGGUUGAAAGAUGUGGUUAUUUAACACAUUAACGUAAACCUGUGUUUACACACUGUAGAAAGUAUGCAGGUGAGUAAUAAUUUAAGAAACGUGCAGCCUAGUCAGCAAGUUGGAGUCUAAAGCUUUCUGCACGGACAGGACUAUUGUGUUCUUCCAAAAUUAGUUUUUCCUCAGAAAUACACCUUGAAAUAAGAAUCAUUAUUUAAAUGCCCAUUCCAAUUAACACCAAGUCUGAGUCUGUACAUGAAACUUAUGCCAUGAAGACAGGCGAUAUUAAUUUUUUUUUUUAAUUGAGAAAAAUAAACUUGAACCAUGAACUUUGUUGGGACCUUGAAGCUAUAA